Pimephales promelas (fathead minnow) is the source of this 2126-nucleotide messenger RNA. Lineage: Eukaryota; Metazoa; Chordata; Actinopteri; Cypriniformes; Leuciscidae. The record is from RefSeq and is a predicted model, not a curated record.
CUGAUUUCAGAAAAAGAAGCAUCUUCUGAUGAAUCCAAAGAAAUUGCUCCUACAUUGUCUUUCUCAGGCGCUGAAAUGGAACGUUUGUGUGUGAUUCUUCUGCUUGUAAGUAAAACUUUUAUAGCCAGCGCGCAAUUCAAUGGGUUCAACUGCGAUGCCAACUUUCACAGCCGCUUCCCCGCUGAGCGGGACAUCAGCGUGUAUUGUGGAGUGCAGACCAUUACGCUGAAGAUUAAUUUUUGCCCGGUGCUUUUCUCUGGCUACACCGACACUGACCUGGCACUGAACGGGCGUCACGGUGAUGCCCACUGCCGAGGGUUCAUCAACAACAACACGUUCCCAACUGUUGUGCUCUUCAGCAUCAGUCUCAGCACGUUGGAGGCUUGCGGAAACGCACUGGUGGUCUCAACAGCUCAGGGGCCCAACGCAUAUGGGAAUCUUUCCCUGGUUCAGAUUGGGAAUAUAGCCGGAUACAUCGACACUCCGGAUCCCCCAACGGUCAUCAGCUAUCUACCAGGACUGCUUUACAAAUUCAGUUGUAGUUACCCACUGGAAUACCUGGUCAACAACACACAGCUUGCUUCGUCAGCUGCGGCGAUAUCAGUGAAGGACAGCAAUGGCACUUUUGUGAGCACGUUGAAUUUACUUCUAUACAAUGACUCCACAUACAUCCAGCAUCUUGCAAUCCCAAUGUCUGGACUGACUUUGAAGACACGAGUGUUCGCCGCCGUAAAAGCAACCAACCUAGACAGGAGGUGGAACGUUCUGAUGGACUACUGUUACACGACCCCCUCUGGGAAUCCUAAUGAUGAACUCCGAUAUGACCUUUUCUUUGGAUGCGAUAAGGACCCGCAGACAACAGUGUUUGAGAACGGGAAGAGCCAAAUGGGCCGCUUCUCUUUUGAGGUGUUCCGCUUUGUCAAGCACAAGAACCAGAAAAUGUCCACUGUGUUUCUGCACUGCGUCACCAAGCUGUGUCGCUCUGACGACUGCCCCCUGCUCUUGCCUAUAUGCGGUAAGAGGAAGAAAAGGGACACUUUGGAAAGAACCGGUGUGGCCUCUGACAACGCAGUCAUGACCGCUGGACCCAUCAUCACCAGAAGUGAUGAAACUCCCAGCAAUAAUUCCCAACUAGCACAGUUGAACGGACCUCCAUUCAAAAUGAAUUCAGUGACGAGUGCCUUAAUUUCUGCCAUUGCAAUCCUUGGCGUUAUGAGCAUGUGUUUCUUCAUUUUGUCUCUGUCACUGCUGAGGGGGAAAUGGACGCCACCAACACCUCUGUCAGGAACACACAACCCAGCGUUCAGCUAAACAUACACACGGGUGUUCAGUCAGCUAAAAAAUACAACAAUACCUGUGUGCGGAGCCUUUCGGUUUUACACCAUCAUGCCAUACAGGGAAAUAGUAUCAUAAUACCACUAUACACAGCCUUUAGCUACACACAGUUUCCCUUUUUUGGGUUACAAAGCAUCAAUACAGCGAUUCUCGUUCCUGUAACUUUACAUAACACACAAUCCUAAAUCAUUAGAGGCGGAAUUUGAAAUGAUUCUCACACACAAAUAAAAAGGAACGCACUUAAAAGGUGCACUCAGUAUUUUUUUCCCCUCAUUACACAGAAAAAAGUCAUUUUGGCAAAAUCAUGUAUACACAAAUGUAUACAUACCUAGCUCAAACUAAUUUAGGGGUUGCCAUGUUGAGAUCACAGUACCAGCUGAAUAGGCUACUACUGACUUUAUCUCGGUGACGUCUCUAUUAUUGGACAAUUUUGUUAAUGCAUUAGAAUGGCAUUGGUAACUACAAUAGUUUUGAUAGUGAAAACAUUUGAUUUUUGUGUAAAUCUGCAUCCACAAUACUAGGUAUCAGUAUAAAUCUAAAAAGAUUUGCUCAUAAGCAACAACCACCAAGCCUAAUUUUAGGUCCAAUGAAUAAUUGUGUCAUUGUUUUGACCACAAUAUCUUAUCCAACACAACUACUUUCUCUCAUCGUUGAUGCAAGUGGCACUACAUUUAAAACUGUCCGCUUUUACGAUCAGAUUUCUCUUUCAGGCUGAUUACUGCACUCUAAAAAAUGCUGGGUCGUUUCAACACAAAUUUGGGUCAAAUAUGGAUUAACCCAAAUGUUGGGUU